GAACCGAGUGGAAACCAGGGCACAUCUACCAUCAAGAGAAGAAAAAUAAUCGGACAAAUACGAACGGAAGCCCUGUUUUUCAUUAUAUAUAAACCAACAUAUGCCACUUCAUGAUAAUCUCGAUUACAAUUUGUAGAAGCAAUUGCUAACUUUUCGAUAAUUUGGAAAGACUUGUUAUUCCGUACCUUAGCUAACGUUAACGCCAGACAGACAGCAGCACGAUUUAUUUCCUGCAGGUAAUGCUCGGCAAGUCUGUCUGCAAAACUACAGACAGAAAAAUAACUCAGUGCUCUUAGGCAAACCGAGGCCAAUAUCUAUAACAAUGGUUCAAAAAGAUAAGACGCUGGAGACUCCUCAAGUUGACGGUGAGCCGAGCCCCAGCCCAGUCUCCGGAGAGGCUCGUGCAGAGGCCGCCUGCCCGGUGGAAGAGUCCGGCAUCGGAGUCGAACCGACUGGCAACAGGAAAUUCAUCUGCGGAGUCGUGGAAGGCUUUUACGGUCGACCAUGGACUAUGGAACAGAGGAAAGAGUUGUUCAGAAGGCAGCAGAAAUGGGGACUGAAUACAUACCUUUAUGCCCCCAAAGAUGACUACAAACACAGAAUGUUCUGGAGAGAGAUGUAUUCAGUGGAAGAAGCAGAACAACUCAUGACUUUAAUUGGUGCUGCUAAGGAGUAUGGGAUAGAGUUCAUCUAUGCCAUUUCCCCUGGACUGGACAUCACCUUCUCCAAUCAGAAGGAAGUUACUGCACUAAAGAGGAAACUCGAUCAGGUUACUCACUUCGGCUGCAAGUCAUUUGCCUUACUUUUUGACGAUAUUGAACACAACAUGUGCCCUGCUGACAAAGAGGUGUUCAGCUCAUUUGCACACGCUCAGGUUUCCAUUACAAACGAAAUCUACCAGUACCUGGGAGAGCCCGAAUCCUUUCUGUUCUGCCCCACAGAGUACUGUGGAACAUUCUGCUACCCAAAUGUCCAUCAGUCUCCCUACCUCCACACAGUAGGAGAGAAGCUACUGCCUGGCAUUGAAGUGCUAUGGACAGGCCCCAAGGUGGUGUCCAAAGAUAUCACAGUGGAGUCAAUCGAGGAGGUGUCAAAGAUCCUAGGAAGAGCCCCUGUGAUCUGGGACAACAUUCACGCCAAUGAUUAUGACCAGAAGAGGCUUUUCUUGGGGCCUUACAAAGGCCGCUCCACAGAGCUCAUCCCCAGACUAAAGGGAGUCCUCACAAACCCUAACUGCGAGUUUGAGUCCAACUUUGUUGCGAUCCACACUCUGGCCACCUGGUACAAGUCUAAUAUGAAUGGGGUGCGCAAGGAUGUGGUGAUGACUGAUGGCGAGGACAGCACCGUGUCCAUCCAGAUCAAGUUAGAGAAUGAAGGCAGUGAUGAAGAACUGGAGACAGACAUGCUCUACAGCCCACAGCUUGCUCUAAAACUGGCUCUCACAGAAUGGCUAGGGGACUUCGUUGAGCCUCAUCAAUACAACAGCCGACAGGUGCCUCAGAGUGGUCCCAAAAGCACCGCCAUCGACGUGACAUCCAUGACUGCUCCCUUGCUCUGCUCUUCCACAACAGUCACGACUGUGUUCCAACAGCCCAUCAUGUCUCCAGCCAUGCCGCCUCUCUGUCUGGAUCCACUCUCACACCCCUCGGCAAAAAGACCUCAGGACAUAGAGGAGGUGGAGAAGAAGGAUUCAGACGAGGAGCCCAUGGAGAUGGUGGUUGAGAAGCUAGAUGAGCUUGAGCAGGAAGCACAAACCGACCCAGAGGAGAAGCAGGUCGGUCUCAUCUUAGUUGAGAAGAUGGCUGAGGACCUGAAGCCCAUGGAUACAGACAAGGAGUGUCUGACAGAGUCCAAGUCCCCUGAAGAGUCCAUCCAGGAGGACCCUGGGUCUGACAUCGCCCCGAUGCAGACAGAUGAUCAGCUCAAACUGGCUCCACAAGCAUUUGAGUUGUUUGUGCCCGGGCCCGACGAGAAGCCCCUGUUCACCGCAGAGCCCCUCACACUGGACGACCUGAGCCUGCUGGCAGAGCUCUUCUACCUGCCGUAUGAAUACGGACCCAAAGCCGUCCAGAUGCUGAAGGAGUUUGACUGGUUGAGAGCCAACAGCAGCGUCGUGAGCGUCAACUGCAAGAGAAAGGAAACUGAAAAGGUAGCAGAAUGGCAAUCAAGGGCAGAGAAGUUUGAGGACAUGUGCCGCUCAGUCAUCCAGAUGUUCACACGGCUGUCCAAUUCAGCCAACCACACCAUCCUAUAUGACCUCUACCCGUACAUCUGGGACAUCAAGAGCAUCAUUUCUAUGGUCAAGUCUUUUGUCCAGUGGCUAGGGUGUCGUAGUCAGUCCUCAGCACAGUUCCUUAGAGGAGACCAAGAACCCUGGGCCUUUAAGGGAGGUCUAGCAGGAGAGUUCCAGAGAUUGUUGCCAAUAGAAGCGGCAAACGAUCUUUUUUUCCAACCUCCGCCUUCAUUGCCAACCUCCAAAACCUAUUCCAUAAGGCCAUACUUUCCCAAGGAUGAGACUGCCAUUUAUAAAAUCUGUAAAGAAAUGUACUCUGAAGGAAUGGAAGAUGAACCGGUCUCUGAGGAGGAUCCUGACCUCAUAGGAGACAGGUUAGUAGGAGGUCUCCUGUCAUUGAGCUCAGACUACGGGUUUGUGUUGGAGGAUGACGAAGGGAUCUGCGGUUAUGCUCUUGGCACUGUGGACGUCCAGCCCUUUGUGAAAAAUUGCAAGAUGAGCUGGAUUCCAUUCAUGCAGGAGAAAUACCUCAAACCUGACUGUCAGAAGGAUCUCUCAGACGCUGAGAAAAUGAUGCUGAGUUUCCACGAAGAGGAAGAGGGUCUUCCAGACACUUUCCUCUCCAACUUCCCCUCUCUCAUCAAGGUUGACAUUCAUGCCAAGGUCACUGACCCCAGUGUGGCCAAAAGUAUGAUGGGAUGUCUUCUAUCUUCUCUUAAGGCAAAUGGGUCCCUUGGUGCGUUCUGUCAUGUCCGGGAGACUGAUAAGAGAAUGUUGGACUUCUACGGUAAGCUGGGAUGCUUUGAAGUGGCCAAAAUGGAGGGCUUUCCCAAAGACGUGAUCAUUAUGGGACGCAGCCUAUGAAGAAACAUCCUGCUGAAAUAACAGACUGACAGAGAGGCAGCAAGACUACGUGGCUCAAACAUGUUUGCCGCCUUCAUGAGAGAACAAAACGUCCAUGAUGAUUUUAUACUUCAUUACCAUUUGGGCUAGCCCUCCAUAAAACCUCUUUUUAGGAUUUGUGUACAGAAGCACAGCAGUCGCACACACAGAUUCCCUACGCUGCCCUUAAAUGUCACGGCUCUGUUUGAUCAGCUAAUCCGAAUCUAAAGGCAGAGGAGCGAUCUGUAAUCAGUUGAUUUGAGCCAACAUGGAAGAGUGGCACUCCAGCAAUGAUUGCAGAGUCCCACUUCUCAUAUACCUCCAGGAGGCAGGAAGUGAAAACUCCCAACAUAAGCCUUUUUCUGAUUUAAUCCAAGUAGUCACUACAUGGAUAUUGCCCGCAUUCGCUAAUGCAAAGUGUCUGUAUCUGAAAUGGAGGCAGAGUUGUGAAAUGAGAACGGUCUGUAUCUCAGGUAGUGUCUCACUACCACUGCACGGUUUUCCCAGCUUUAAAACAGUAAAGUUACACAGCUGUCCACAUGAACAGGACGACACCUUUGCACAGCAUCUGAGGUGUUGUGCAAGAGUUUGCCUUUCAUCAUCACAUCAUGGUAUUUCCAGUUGCUCCACAAUGGACUUGGAGAACGAGGCCUUUAAAGUGGUUUGUUUUUUAUCAGAAAUGCUAAAUCUGCACACACAAUAGGUGGAACAUUGGAAAAUAGUAGCUUUUGGGGUUUAUCAGACCCUCUAUGAAUGAUUAUCCCAGAGCAGCAAGAAGUAUAUUUGUUAAGAUUGUUAAAAACUCAACCAGGAGUUCCUCUGAAUCUCUGUUGAAGUACUGAAGGACAUGGGGAGAGCAAAACAAAAGCUUCCACAGGUUUAGAAACGUCAGCCUAAUUAUUUUCAGCGCUUUGCUUGUGGCCAUUUUGUUAUAUAAUGAUUUCGUUUUUGCUUAUUUCCCUUUAAGCUAUUGCCUUCUGGUUCAUUGCCUUUGGAUUUUAGGUUAAUAUUACAGAAACCAGUGUCUUCUGUUUUAGGCUUUCUAAAAAGGUAUCAGUCAGAUAUAGAAGGGUGAUUUUAGGAUAUUGGCCUUGCUCAAAUUCCAGUACUCACAUUUGAUGAAACUUUAAUCAAAUCAGCAUUUUUUUUUUAUAGCAGUACCCUGUUGGACCAAAAUCGUAAUAUUCUGAUCUGCUAUUAUAAAGAAAAACACAACUUUUAACUGGCAUUCACAUUGAAAUACAUUAGUUAAAAUGUGACCCUUUUGACUUGAAGGUGUUUUCCCUCCCACUCUCAUGAAGCUACUCAGUUUUAUUUUCUUAACCACUAAGUUCAAACCUGACUUAAAAGCAUCAGCUGAUCCGGACUAUGCUCAAGAGACAUGCUGCAACAGUUCUCUUCAACUGGUCGUUAAUAAUGGACAAUAAUGAAUUAUGUCAGCUUUCAUCCCCCCCUGCAUUGUUUUUACCCCGCAUACUCUCAAAUGAAUGUCUUAGUGAGCGGUAUGCUCUCACCAAAGUGGCACCAACUCUCACACUGUUGAGCUGUGGAUUUUGGGACUCAACGCCGAAAUUUCCUAUCCAUCCAAUGAAUGUUUUCUAUUCUGACUCGUUUCCCAUUUGUUUUUGUAAAUCUUGUGUGGGUUAAAAAAAAAAAGCACUUGGAAUAUAGAUAGGGGUGUUCUGUUGGUUUCAUGAGGAUCAUCAGUUGCUCUUCAGUAGCUGCCUGCCAAUGUGAUGUUUUGAUACUGCGUACAUUUAUAAUGUGCAUGAGGUGUAUUUGGAUUUGCCGUGGCGGUCAUUAGAAUAUCCUCAUGUUGUGCUUCAUGGAGGAAGAAGCAUGCCACUCCCCUCUGAGCAUGAUACUGUAGUCCGUAGACAGUCUGUAAACACUGUCAAUCAUAAAGUGUUAUUAUUUUGUAUAUCUUUAUUGAAACGGGGGCUCACUUUCUGUUGUCCUUUAAGGAAACCAAAGUGCUGACCUUGUUCCAUCGCCCUGUCCUGUAAAGCCAUCAGAUGUGAAACUCACCAACAGGUCUGCUCUUUGUCUUCUGAAACAACAGCAGAAUUUUCCCUCCUGUUUUAAAAUGUUUAUUUUGCAGUUGUUCGAUGCUCGCGCUUUCUUCUCUGCCAUCAGGUUUUGAUAGAACAGGGCUGUUACUGAGGGGAAAGGGCUCCUUAUGUACAUUUUGAUUAUCUGAGUUUAGGGUUGGGAGGUUCAUAAAAGUGUCUGUUUACCAAUGUAAAAUUUGUAUGUAAGAUACGUAAGAUUCAAAACUAAUAAACCAUAAUAAGUUCC
Notothenia coriiceps (black rockcod) is the source of this 5413-nucleotide messenger RNA. RefSeq names its product O-GlcNAcase (gene oga). The record is from RefSeq and is a predicted model, not a curated record. NCBI's taxonomy places the organism in Eukaryota, Metazoa, Chordata, Actinopteri, Perciformes, Nototheniidae. Gene Ontology annotation, biological process: glycoprotein metabolic process. Bases 323 to 3097 code for a protein of 924 amino acids. Gene Ontology annotation, molecular function: beta-N-acetylglucosaminidase activity. The transcript has 18 exons.